AUGAAGUCCAAGCGGCAGCUCAAGUACAAGUUGCAAGGUGAUAAGCCAAAGCUUCGGCCCGCCCCAUCGCCACAGUUGGUUCAGUUCGAAGAAGCAGUGCGGAAUCGGGACCUGCAGACUCUUGUGUGGCUGAUCGACAGUGGAGUUGUGGAUGUGAACCAGGAAUCGGCAGGAGGCGAGACGGCUGUGAUGGCUGCGGUGGCAGCCAACAACAAACAAAUGACCGCCGACGAGCUGGACUCCCGCCAUCCCGACUGCCGAGCCCGGAUCGUGCCGUGCGGGGCGUGCGGCCUGGGCGGGAUCGUCGCCGAGCACUUGGACAGACACAAGGCGGACGAGUGUAAGAUGCGACUGGUUCAGUGCAAAUAUGCCCCGCACGGAUGCAUGAAGCACCCGCUGUUUGCGUACGAGAAGAACGAGCAUGAAACGAUGGAGUGCCGGUUCCGACUCGUGUGGUGCCCCAUGGGCUGCGGCCAGCACGUGGUCGCCAACACCGUCCAAACCCAUCCCAUCAAGCAGUGUGCGGCAUGCGAUUCUCCACGUGUUCCCUCGGCUGUGGCGUCGAAAUGA
Molecule: messenger RNA, 570 nt
Organism: Aphanomyces astaci
Lineage: Eukaryota; Oomycota; Saprolegniomycetes; Saprolegniales; Verrucalvaceae
Exons: 2
Coding region: 1-570 (189 amino acids)
Molecular function (GO): zinc ion binding
Source: RefSeq, a predicted model, not a curated record